Molecule: messenger RNA, 1872 nt
Organism: Penaeus vannamei (Pacific white shrimp)
Lineage: Eukaryota; Metazoa; Arthropoda; Malacostraca; Decapoda; Penaeidae
Source: RefSeq, a predicted model, not a curated record
UUUCGAUGUGACUCGCUGGUGAAAUGCAGCCUCCUCAUUUAGCACAAUUUCCUCCCCUGCACACGGGGAGAAGCUUCAUCUGCUACCGCGAUGUGAACAAGGCCAUAGAGAAGCACAGAGAGUUAUAUGGACUCCGUUUGGUGUUGAAAAGGGCGGUGAAAUUGGAGAAUUACUGCCUCACGGUGGACCAGAUGCGAGACCUGAAUUUUCGCUUGAAAUAUGGCGAAUUAGUUUAUCAGUGUUCUGUCGACAACGGACGUCCAGGGCGACCAGGCAACGACGAGCGGUGUCCACGCUUGGUGCGCUUGAGGUUGAGUCCUGAUGCACGUACAUUGGUCGUUUAUGACACACAUACUCAUGAGACCCCAAAAUCCCCAGGACAUUUCCAGAGUUUAUCUCCACCAUGUCCAGUCCCAGAACCUGCACCAGCGGGAUCAGAGGGAGUGGAGACCACUCCACCAGGACAGCAGCCUUCUCCGUCCACACCUCGACUACCUUUGCCAAAUUCUCAGCGGGUCACCACCACGCCAGAAGGGAACCAAACACCCACAUCAGCUCAUGGUUAUGAGAAGAUAACAGUCAAGCUAAAAAAGUCUCAAUUCUCUCCCAAUGAAAUGGUAGUUGUGGGCAGUGCAAGGGACGCUCAGGAACAGUUUGAACUUAGAAACUCACCAGAAAAAAUGACCACUACUUCAAAUGCCUCGGCCCCGAAAGUCAUAGAAAAGGCCACAGUCAAACCAAUCCAAAGACAACUCACUCAAAAAACCAUUGAUUUUUAUUCCACUCCAAAGGCCGAUAAACCACCUGUCAAGCCUGUGGAGAAGUUUAUCACAAAAAGUGCCGAGAGAGGGGUGACAAAGCCUCCCGAAAAAAUCACAAAACCUGCAGAAAAAGUUCUUGUAAAACCUCCAGAGAAAAUAAGUACAAAAUCCACAGAGAGAGCGGUAGGCAGGCCAAGUGAACGGGUUGCAGGACGACCUGCUGAUAAGGGAAACAACAGGCAGACUGAGCGAUCUGUAGGCAGGCCUCCGGUAAGGGUACCCCAGCGCACAAAUGAAAGAGCAAAUGUCAGAAAUUCUGGAACGGUGUCGAGUACCUCUGGAAAUGUAGUCGGCUCUUAUCCUAAGGCUAAUGGUGUUGGCCGGCCACCACUGGGCAUGAACAAGAAAGUUCAUAAAGGAAAGCGGACAAAAUCUGCAGAACCAAUCCUGGAUUUAACAUCACUUGCACCUUUGGACACAGAACUUGGAUUCAGUGAAAAGCAGCAGCUUGCCCAUGGUGUAUUACUUCGAUUACUGCGGAUUACAAGCCAGUUACCCAUGAUUGAGUUUACGCAUGCUUUGGAGACUCUUGAAAUGCUGACAGAUGCGUUUAAGCUGGAACAACGUGUUAAUUUGACUAUUAAUCAUGACCAUGAGGAAGAAACUAAUGGUGACUACCUUGAGGAAAUGUAUGAGGAGAGGGACAUGGAAACUGAGGACUAUAAUCAUCAUUUUUCUGAUAAUGAAAACGGCGUGAGCUCUACGACAAGCGAGCAUCAGGUAGCCAUUGGGCAGCUGGAUGGACAGGAAGAUGGAGCCAAUGAGAGUAGCAUUUUGGAGGAAGUAGAGGCAAGAGAAUCGCUGAAGAGAGCAGUUGUUGGUGAUGUAGUGUGUAAGGAAGGAGAUACUGAAUAUAUUGGUCAGUCUUGUAAAGUACCUAGACUAUCUAUGUGAAUUUGGUCACAUAAGUAGCUUCUGGAUACUGAUUUUAGAUUAAGCUUAAUUUUAGUCUUGAAAUCUGUCUCACAUAAAACUGUACUGCAUUUUUAUUUCAAGUUUAUAAAAUGCAGUUCUGAUUUAAAAGUUUGGCAAUAAGAACCAUACAAAUGUU